GCGCCUGUCCCCGGCCGCCGGCCCCGGAGCGCUGCUGACAUUACCGCUCGCACGCAGGAGGACCGUGGACAACCCUCGCCGCGGCGGGGAUCCGGUCCUUUCUUUGCCCUCGGCAGCGCUUAGCACCGUGCAAAGCCUAACACCAGAACCAGAACACCCUAGAAGGUUUAACUAAAAGAAUGCUCAUGUUUGACCCAGUCCCUGUCAAGCAAGAGGCCAUGGACCCCAUCUCAGUGUCUUAUCCAUCCAAUUACAUGGAGUCCAUGAAGCCCAACAAGUAUGGAGUCAUUUACUCCACACCGUUACCGGAUAAGUUCUUCCAGACCCCCGAAGGCCUGUCACACGGAAUACAGAUGGAGCCCGUGGACCUCACGGUGAACAAGCGGGGCUCCCCGCCCUCAGCCAGCAGCUCUCCUUCCUCCCUCAAGUUCCCGUCCUCGCACCGCAGAGCAUCGCCGGGCCUCAGCAUGCCUUCCUCGAGCCCACCCAUUAAGAAGUACUCCCCGCCUUCUCCGGGCGUGCAGCCCUUCGGGGUGCCACUGUCCAUGCCGCCUGUGAUGGCAGCUGCCCUCUCGCGGCACGGGAUCAGGAGUCCGGGCAUCUUGCCUGUCAUCCAGCCCGUCGUGGUGCAGCCCGUCCCCUUCAUGUACACCAGCCACCUCCAACAGCCGCUCAUGGUCUCCUUGUCAGAGGAGAUGGACAACUCAAACAGUGGCAUGCAAGUACCUGUAAUUGAAUCCUAUGAGAAGCCCAUAUUACAGAAAAAAAUUAAAAUAGAACCUGGGAUUGAACCACAGAGGACAGAUUAUUAUCCUGAAGAAAUGUCACCCCCUUUAAUGAACUCAGUGUCCCCCCCGCAAGCACUGUUGCAAGAGAACCACCCGUCGGUCAUCGUACAGCCAGGGAAGAGACCUUUACCUGUGGAGUCCCCAGACACCCAGAGGAAGCGACGGAUCCACAGGUGUGACUAUGACGGCUGCAAUAAAGUGUAUACGAAGAGCUCCCACCUGAAAGCGCACAGGAGAACACACACAGGAGAAAAGCCCUACAAGUGUACUUGGGAAGGCUGCACGUGGAAGUUUGCUCGGUCUGAUGAACUAACGAGACAUUUCCGAAAACAUACUGGAAUCAAACCUUUCCAGUGUCCAGACUGUGACCGCAGCUUCUCUCGUUCCGACCAUCUAGCCCUACAUAGGAAACGCCACAUGCUAGUCUGAAUGUCGCGACCCUCCACUCGCCUGGCUCGCUCGCUCUCUCUCUCUUUUCUGUCCUCCUGCCCAUUAUCUAACUCAUUUUUUACAUGUACAUUUUAAUUUGGAUUCAGCUGGUCUGAGUCUCUUGAGUUUGUAUCAUUUAAAACUUCCAUAUGGUCAGUAGUACAUACUCUCUUAACUCUCCCUCUCCUUACCACGGGUCAGACCUAAAGAAUGUGAACACUUACUUUUUUUUUUUUCCUGGGGAUGCUAAGCAGACCCUUCUUUACAGAUGUGUUUAAUGUAAUGAGAACGAGGGGACAUGUAAACUUACCUAAGCAGUUGUUGGUUUCUCCAUGUAUUCCUCAAAAGAAUGUCAAAGUAAAUGUAUUAGAAAUGCAGUAUCAGCCUACUAGCCCUUGCCAGAGACCUUCGUACCUCUGCCUCAUGAUCCCGUUGUAUGGCCAAAAGAAGUGGUCCCAUUCAGCAGUGAGCCAGAGAGCACAGUGGAGAGAUCAGAUUAGUCCAGCCAAGUGUGCCGUUACCCUUCCGCCUCUAGCUUGGGAGACUGCCUUGCCACUCUGCUUACAUCAAGGCCUCUGCCCUCCUCUGUUCAUGAAGCUCUGGAGGACUUUUGACACCUUGGGAGUUGAGCCCAAGCUGCCCAAAGAAGGAGGUGGUGUGUGCGCAGCAGCAUCUGUCGCCUGGAACAAGGAAGAGGAGGAUUCCCAGCUAGUGCUUAGCACAGUCAUCAACGUUUGAUUAGCUGGGCAGUGCGUCAUCUAUAAAGAACCAUGCUACAUAGUCGGUUCCAGAAAAGAACUGUCUUCAUUCCUACAGGAUCUUCAGUAUGGAUCAUGAUGCAUUGAGAGUAAAGGAUCCACAGAAAUAUUUGCCCACUGAUGUUGGGGGGGAAAAAAGGGGUGGCGGGGGUUGGGGAUUGAGUUGGAGGGGUCUUUUAUCCAACCUGCUUAUAAUAACACUUUUGCAAACAGGGAAAUAUUGAGUGGUACUUGUAUUGUUCCCGUAUUAUCAACGUUAGUCACGUAGCUCUUACAUGAAACUUCAGUGUGAGCUGUAUACUGUGCCAAAGUGGCUGUCAGUUGUGAACGUGGCCCAUGUCAUCCGCGAGCAUCUACUAAGGCUUUAGGAGGCUUAUUCAGUUAUGAUCUGAGUGACACUUUGUAGAUAAUAACUUGUGUGAAGCACACACACACACACACACACACAUAUAUAUAUAUCUUUAUUUUGGUGACAGAUUUUUGAAAAAAUAUACAAAACCACAGUUCAGGGAUUUAUAUUUGUAGCUUGAAGAUUCCCAAAAGUUUACUGCUGGAGCUAGUGAUUUCCUGUUGCUAUCAAGUAUCCUGUCAGAAGAACAAACAUAAUUGACUCGUGUUUAUGUUGAAAGGUAGCACCAUCAUUGGGGAAAGUUUUUUUCAAAAGCAGGCUUUUGAACACCAUAGUCUAAAUGCCAGUAAGAAUAAUUCACACCUAGCAAUGCCAUUGGUCAUAAAUUUGAAGAAAAUGGGCAAGAGUGGUCAAAUACAGUUGCAUAUGACCAAAAGCCCCUUUAUCCCCUCACCGAGGAUGGAGGAGCGAGAACAGAAUUCUGAAGGUUCAUUCUAGCUACAACUUGGGAUCCAACCCAACCAUAACUGGGAGGAAUAAAAAAAGACUUUUAACAGUUCUCAAGCGUCGGUGAAUGAGUGGUGCUGAGGUCCUGCUUGUUUCUUUCUGGUGGCACUAUGUUAAAAAUGAGAGAGAGAGAGAGAGAGAGAGAGAAAGUCAGUUGCAGGGACUGUACACUGGAGUUCCUGCUCAGCCCUGUAAACUAGCUGAAAGGAAAUGUGGGUGGAAAAUGCAAAGAAAUGUUUCUUGGCACUUGGGUUUCUUUCUUUUUUUUUUUUUCUUCUUUUUUUAGCACUGCAGAAAUCUGUUCAUUGACUGUUAGAACAUGCUAAUUAAUCAAUUGGACUUGGAGUUUUGGGUGUUUUGUUUUGUUUUUCCUUUUGCAAUUCUGACAUGAAUUGAGGAAUAAGGUGCGGCUCUUGGAAAAGUAGGUAUCUCUGUUGUCAGGUUUUGGUCAUAUUUUCGUCAACAUGUUUUUGCUUUGAAAUGGGUUUUCCACCUCACUGAGGAAUCAGGUUUGUAGUGCAACGUAUUGUGUUCAUUUUGUGUGUUUUCAGCCCAUUUGGGGGGGGGGGUACAAGGAAACAUUCAUCUUUGAAUCAACCUUACAUGUGAUUUAGUGUUUGCUCUGGCAUAUUUAAAGUCCAGUCAAAAGGUGGUAUUACAUGACUUUCAGCUUGCUUAGAUCAUGUUAGCGGUUUAGGUGGAAAGGUGCGUUUUAGCUCUGGAGGAAAAGAACCACAGAGGCCAUUCUAUGUUCCCAUGCUGGCGUGAUAUUCUUUAGUCAAUUGGCCCUUACCAAAUUCCUUUAAAAAAAAAUCUCUAUAUAUAUAUAUUUGUAUUUCACUAUAAUAGUUGAGCAAUUUAGUCUCGUAGUCAUUUUAGCUGUUAUUGUGGAAGACCUCAGAUACAAUGUAAGAUGCCCUUGAAACAUGGUUGUGAUGAUGUGCCACAUUGCUAUGGAUGGUGAUUUAACUGCAGUAUUUUUACACCAAGAGUGAUCUGUACACACCAGGUUUGGUGCCAUGCCACUUGUUAAACGGAGUUUAUUCAGUGACUGCCCAAGUGUCUCAGAAAAGUCAUGUGGAGACUUUAAAACGUGAGUCUACAUCAUUCAGUGGGCAUUGACAGUCUGGAUUGUUUGAAGAAUGUUUGCAGCAUAACUAUGUUCAACAAAGAAGAUACUGAAUUCUCAGAAGUUUCAAGAGCCUUGGAACAGAUUUACAGAACUAUCUAUGUAUAUGUAUGUUUUAUUAAACACCCAUCUGCACUAUCAGUAUUGCACUAAUGUGGAAUUGGAAAGACUGUAUUACUGAUAAUGGAUAUCUGCACAUCAUUCCUGACUAGAUUGUUCUAAAGACAAUCUCAGAGAUUGAAGGUUUUGAAGUAAUUUGGUUCGAAAGUACAGUUGUCUUGAAGGAAUUGUUUUCAUACAUGAAGUCACUUGAGUUAUCUGUUCUCUUCUUGGUCAAGGUUAACAAUUUCUAAGUGAUUGCAAAUUCACGUUAAGUAAUACAUUUACAAAGCCAUUUUACAUGCAUUGAACGAGGGCUGCAACUUGUUUUACAAAUACUAGCACUUUUUUUUCUGUUAUGUACUUAGUGUUAGAGAGUCAAAAUAAUCGUUCCGCUUAGCAUCUCUUAAACCAUACCUGCAAGUAUAGCAGGAUUAUUACAUUUACAGUACUUUAAUACUUGUAUAAACUAUGCAGAAAUUUUUAAUAAAGUGUAAUAUAUUUUAUAAGCUAAUAAGACUGAAUGGGUAAAGGUUUUUAGCAUGCAUUAGUAUACUUGCAGAUACUGAAACAUUUUGGUAAUCUUUCUUACUAAAGAUGUGAAUGUUUAAUGUACUUUCUCUGUUUCUACUCUGUAGUCCAAUGGGAAUUCAGUAAUGACAUUUUGUCAUGUCAAACUGUGAACAUAAAUUUGUACUGUACAGUCCUCAUAUACUAUACACAGUAUGCAAUAUAUGUAUUAUAUACUUGUUAAUAAAACCAUCAGAAUA
This is a messenger RNA of Jaculus jaculus (lesser Egyptian jerboa), 4829 nucleotides long. It is a transcript of the gene Klf3, whose product is annotated as Kruppel like factor 3. The transcript is spliced from 6 exons. Gene Ontology annotation, biological process: regulation of transcription by RNA polymerase II. The coding region runs from base 180 to 1217 and encodes 345 amino acids. Gene Ontology annotation, molecular function: DNA-binding transcription factor activity, RNA polymerase II-specific; RNA polymerase II cis-regulatory region sequence-specific DNA binding. The record is from RefSeq and is a predicted model, not a curated record. NCBI's taxonomy places the organism in Eukaryota, Metazoa, Chordata, Mammalia, Rodentia, Dipodidae.